This is a messenger RNA of Clonostachys solani, 222 nucleotides long. The record is from the annotation of a GenBank genome assembly. NCBI's taxonomy places the organism in Eukaryota, Fungi, Ascomycota, Sordariomycetes, Hypocreales, Bionectriaceae.
AUGCAAGCGACUAUGGGUACCGCCGGAUAUGGAAUGUUCUUCAUGUUUGGUUCCUUUUGUGUCAUCAUGACUUUGUUUACUUGGCUUUUCAUCCCUGAGACCAAAGGACUGAGUCGGGAAAGGAUGGAUGAGUUUUUUGAUUCCUCAACCCCAAAGGCUGACCCUGAGAUAUCAGAAGAGCUGGAUAGAAGCAUCUGUGAAGUUGAAGCUGGGAAGAACUAA